Messenger RNA from Oncorhynchus kisutch (coho salmon), 3402 nucleotides. RefSeq names its product TMEM219 domain-containing protein. Lineage: Eukaryota; Metazoa; Chordata; Actinopteri; Salmoniformes; Salmonidae. The record is from RefSeq and is a predicted model, not a curated record. Bases 437 to 1198 code for a protein of 253 amino acids. The transcript has 7 exons.
GUGCUGCUGGCAGAAUACUAGUUUGUCUUUCAAAACAAUAUGGUCCAAAUUCUCAGACAUAGGUUAGAAAUGUAACGAACUAACUUGCUUUGUUUGUACUAGCUAGUUUUCUCAUGUGAACUGCAUUCUUUAGAUGUAGCUAGCUUAGGAAAAUAAUGAUUUAGUUUGCAUUAAACAAAAGCGGCUUGCUAGCUGAUUAACUUUCUACCGAACCGGUUUAACUAUAGUAACGUUAGCGAGUUGUAGAUUGUACGGAACUGUAUGGCUAGCUAGGCGCUUGGCUUUUGCUAUUAAGAAAAGCAACGACAGCUACAAAAGUUGUACUUUGACUGGUAAAUUCCGUUGUCUUGACAUGGCAAGCAACGCGAGGUAGCAUUGCAGAGAACGGCUCGACGUUGGACUAAACCUAAGUCACCCCUGUGGACCUGUCUGUGUGAUGAUCCCACAAGCCAGGUGUUUGAUGGGUUCCUGGCAGCCAGUUGCUAAUCUAAGGGACUAUGUUUCCCAGCAUCCUCCUGGGGUCACCUUCUUCCUCUGUGUGCUGACCCUUGCCCUCACCUUCCUAAGCCUCGGGUCAUACACGCACACACACCGCCUGCCAAAUCCAGAUACGCAGGACUGGAACCACUUCCUGUCGUCGUUGGCCAACCUCCAGUUGUGUGUGAGAGCCAAUGGUACAGCAAUGGAGAUGGUUUCCUCUCCUCCAUUUGCGAAAGAGGAGGUAUGUGGAACAGUAUUGCUGAACUCCACCCAGAGCCCACCAUCCAUCACACAGUUGUCCCUUUGGGUGCCACUGGCCGUGAUGGACAGCUCAAACAUCCAAUCCCUGAGCGACCUUUGCCUCCAUGGAACGUUAUUGGCCAGUCAGCUGGGACUCACAGGUAACGAGGCUGUAAACGUGACACUGAUGUUCUCCUCUCCAUCUGUGGGAGGCAACUCGCACGCAUGCCUUAGCGUUAGCGCACCUACACACAUCCUACCUCCAGUCCUGCUGCCACCUGUGUGCCCUACCAAUGAAGGGACAUCCUCUCCUGUCAGAGCGAUUGCAAUGGAGAUAAGCAGCCAGAAGCCCUCAGCGUCACAGUCUUGCUACAGUCUACAGUACACACCUGAUCCUACACUCACCGCCAUGCUAACGCAGAAGGAGCUGGGUCUGGCGAGUAGGCAUCUGAUCCAGGAGCCACUGAUUGACUCCUGAACCAGUCUCCACCACAGCAUGCAGCUAGAGAAGGAAGAAAGAAGGAUGAUUCGAAUAAAGGACUCUUUCUGAGAGUCUGCUGCUUCUGCUGUUGGGGUCAGAGUUUGAUGGAGCAUCUCAUUUCAAACUGCGUAGCUGCUGUUGUUAAUCUCAAUCCAUGCUCUGUCCACAAACAUUGCUCUCUGGUAGACUUCUGAUGUUCUACUAGUCAUGUUAUGACUGCAGGGUGAAUGGGUACGUUAUUAAAUAUUUACAUUUUAUUUAAACACGUUGCCACAUCCUAAAGUGGUUUUAAUCUGGUCGGGCCUCUUGGCACUUCCAUCCAUCUGAGCCGCCUGCAGCUGUUCAUCCCAGUCCAGCUCCUCUCUCUGGAGUGUCCUCCCCACCACUGCCCAUCUUCUGCAGCAGGCUGAAAAACCAUCUAUUCAUCCUGCACCUUGAUUCCAGUACUGUCUUCCCCCUCUUAUCACUUCUACAAAGUUCACUUGUGUUGAAUCUUGCAGUUUAUUAGUUUAAUGAAUUACAGCACUUUUAGUACAUAGUCCCCCCAUUUUAGGGGACCAGAAGUAUUGGGACAAAUUAACUUAUGUACUAAAGUAGUCAAGUUUAGUAUUUGGUCCCAAAUUCCUAGCAUGCAAUGAUUAUAUCAAGCUUGUUAUUUUAUGUCCGAUAGAAAACAAUGGUAAAUCAUGUAUUGUCAUUUGAGUCACUUAUUGUAAAUAAGAAUAUAAUAUGUUUCUAAACACUUCUACAUUAAUGUGGAUGCUACCAUUACAGAUAGUCUUGAAUGAAUUGUGAAUAUCAUACCCCCCCCCCCCCACAAAAAUACUAACAUGCUAACCUCUCACCAUUACAAUAACAAUAAACCUGUUGGAUGCAUGUGGUUUUUGUUGCAUUUCAGAUUAUUUUGCGCACAAAAUAUCAUACCCCCAAGACAUGCAAACCUCUCACCUCAAGGGAGAGGUUAGCAUGUCUUGGGUGUAUGAUAUUUUGUGCGCAAAAUAAUCUGAAAUGCAACAAAAACCACAUGCAUCCAACAGGUUUCUAGAGUCACAAGCUUGAUAUAAUCAUUGCGUGCUAGGAAUAUGGGACCAAAUACUAAACGUUUGACUACUUUAAUACACAUAUACAGUAAGUGAAUUUGACCCAAUACUUUUGGUCCCUAAAAUGGGACUAUGCACAAAAAGUGCUGUAAUUUUAAUGGAGAAUACCCUCAAAUUAAAGCUGACAGUCUGCCAUUUAACCUCAGUCAUUGUAUUAUUUCAAUUCCAAACUGCUUGAGUACAUAGCCAAAACAAAUAAUUCACUGUUCCAAUACUUUUGAAGCUCACUGUAGAUGCAGAUCUAUCACAAAAUGGUUGGUUUAUGUCAAUGGAAUACUGGAAUAUGUAGGAUUCCAUCAUACAGACAUCAUGACCUUAAUGGGUCUGUAGUACUGGACUGAGACCCUGCCAACCUGAUCAUAUUGUUGGCUAUUGAUCCAUGGAUGGGAUCCCAGCAGUAGAGGUGAACCAUUAUUUUCACCCUAGCUCUUCAAGGGUAGUCACAUAGGGGCCGAUUCAGACUUAGGGAAGGAAUGCCUUUUACACAUUUUGAUUUAUGCACUUCAGUAUUUGGUAUUCAGACUUACCUCAUGCAGUUUGUGGUUGUAGCUCUCUUGCAUGCACUGAAUAAAUAUAAUUCAAUACCAGAAAACACACCCACUGGGUGGCCAAUCAACUUGAUCAGUUAAAUAUUUUAUUCUGUUAAUUUAUCUAAAGCAGUCCCUUUAAUUUGUACCUGUUUAAUUUCAAUUUGAUUGGCACAACAUAAUAACCUAUGGAGAAUGAUUUCAGAAUGGAGAUCAAUGAAAGAUAGCCGUUCAAAUGUAUGGAUAUUUAUCUCCUUUUCAGAACCCAUGCUUAGUUUUCAAAACACUGAUAUUUCACAAUGUAUGUUUAGGGAAGUUUUCACCAGCCCUGAGCUACUUCAGUCAAUACUAGUGGCUAAUAUUUAACAUGACAGAAAUAGUAGGAAACAGAGAAAGUUGGUGCAUAUAAUUAAAACAUUUGAGAGUGCCCAAAGGUUAAAUUUGGUGUGACUGUCAUUGUGCAAUGCUUUACAUCGUCAUCACAUGCUCUAGGCUGCAGUACCCAUUUGGUUACGUCUCCAAGUUUAAUCACUGCAAGGUAAAAGGCCAUACAAUAAAGAAAUAAUGCACAAGG